CACAACCCUGUCAUAAUUUGAUUAUUGAAAGAAAAACAAAGCUAAUUAUGCAUUUGGUGUUUUUGUUUAUAUAAAAAUUUAAAUAAAAUGGCAUCAACAAGUAAAAAUAUGAAAAUCGGUUCAUUUGCCACCGGGGGAAAAUUGAGUGGUAAAAUAGGACCACAAGCGAAUAAUACACCACCAUCACCCGACGCUGAAAGUACCAGUGGUCUUGCUAUCCCAAUAAUAAAAACAAAAGAUUGUGCUAAACAAUUGCCCACAUAUACAGCUGCAUUAAAUCGGUCGUCUGAAGAAUCUAUAGCUGCGGAAGAUUUGGACAAUAUACAGUUGGAAUUAGAAACUUUGCUGUCAAGUGUGGCUUUAAGGUAUAGAGUAUUGAAAUCCGAAUACGAGAGUUUGGAUAAAGACGAAAAGAACAAGGAUAGAAAAAAUAAAAAUGCUUUACAAAUUGCCGGUCAAGUGGGUGAUAAACAACCGACUUCACCGGCUGCUUCCGUAGUCAACAGCGGCAAGCGUAAACGAGAUGAAACAUCAUUGGUGCGAAAACCAAAGCACGCUACAUUGAAACAAGCUAAAAAUCCAAACGCUAAGAAUAGUCCACUGGCUCCUCUGACCGAUGACAGCAUGGACUAUGCUCCGGGUAUUCAUGGUGCUAGUAGGGAUCUCCAAAAGCCUUUACCGGCAAAAAUUGACACUCCCAAUAAAUUUUGGCUGUCUGUGGAGCCAUAUUGUAUGCCCUUGACUAAUGAAGAUUUGCGUUUGUUGAAUGACCUCCUGGAGCAAUACAAUGGUCCUUUGGUACCGCCGAUUCCCGAGCUGGGUCCCCACUAUUCUACAGUAUGGGCUACAGAAGAUUUAAAGGAAAUACAACAGGGUUCUAAUUCAAAUACAAAUAAUCGACUAAAGCCACAAAACAAUGGGGCCGCUAUGAAUAUUCUGAAAAAGGCCGACUCCAUUGCCGGUGAAUGUGUUACAGGACCUCUAACACAACGUUUAGUUUCGGCAUUAAUGGAGGAGCAGUUGUUGUCUAAUGCUGCCGACAUUGUGGCAGAGAAUAGCAAUAGCAGCAGUGAAAAUACCCACUCUUCGGCUCCCAUGAACUUUAGAUCCUUUUCCAUGCUGCGCAAUUGCAUUGGCAUUGAGAAGCGUGUUAAAAAAGAGUUAAUCGAACAGGGAAUUCUGGAUAUAUCAGAUUUCCCCAACAACGACGAGGAUGAAAUUCACAAUGAAAUUAAACGUCUAGUGGCGGAACUCUCCACAAUUGCAGAAUACAAUAGUGGUGCAUUACGUCGCCUGCAUGAUGCUGCAUCGGAGGAAAUAAAGCGAUUGGAUAUUAAACGUAAACUAGACCUAAUUGAUCAAGAAAUAUUGGAGACCUACAAGAGAACACUACAAAAUAAAGCCAAACGUAAGCCCUUAUCGCCUGAGGAACAACAGGAAAUAUAUCGUUUAACAGCUGAGCAGAAAAAUCUAUCCAAUCAAUUGGAACGUAUGCAGUCAAGCAUUUUUCUUAACGAAUAGUAUUAAAUGUAUCUUUGUAGUAUUUUGAAGUAAUUUGUUUUGGAAAGUGUUGGACAAAAUUAUAUUUCAAAUAAUUAUUAGAAAACUGCUUAAACUAUUUAAAAAUAAAUAAAUUCUAAUAAAUAA
Calliphora vicina (urban bluebottle blowfly) is the source of this 1647-nucleotide messenger RNA. RefSeq names its product transcriptional adaptor 3 (gene Ada3). Gene Ontology annotation, molecular function: transcription coactivator activity. Lineage: Eukaryota; Metazoa; Arthropoda; Insecta; Diptera; Calliphoridae. The record is from RefSeq and is a predicted model, not a curated record. Gene Ontology annotation, cellular component: SAGA complex. Gene Ontology annotation, biological process: regulation of transcription by RNA polymerase II. The transcript has a single exon. The coding region runs from base 88 to 1521 and encodes 477 amino acids.